AGUAGCAGGCGAGCUAGUUCCCGCCGCGGCUGUCGAGCCGGAGGGCGGGACGGAUGAAGGAGCGAUGGACGUAACCCCUCAAUAAUGGGGCACGUCCAUCGCUUCCUCCAGGCCAAUCUGAACCACUCCGCCAGGGCGCAGGAUCUCCUCGUCCACACAAUGGCGGAGUGGUCAAUUGAUGUCGCUGUCGCCGCGGAGCCGUACUUCGUCCCUGCUGAUCAGGAUUCCUGGAUCGGGGACAUCGACGGCUCCGUGGCAAUCAUAAUCAGACAGGCUGCGGCGUUACCCCCCCUGGUGAUGGUGGCUAGGGGAUCCGGUUACGUCGCGGCCAGGGUCGAUGAAACCGUCGUGAUCGGGGUGUACUUCUCUCCGAACAGACAUCUCGCUGAGUUCGAGCGGUUCUUGGGCGGGCUCGAGGCGUUGGUUAAUCGCCUCGGGUCUCGCCCGGUGAUUCUAGCGGGAGACCUCAAUGCCAAAUGGGUAGCUUGGGGUUCCCCCCGCCCGAACUCGCGCGGCAGGAUGCUCUCGGAGUGGGCGAUCGCGGCCGGUCUCUGCCUCUUGAACAGGGGUUCGGUCGCGACUUGCGUGCGAUGGAACGGCGAAUCUCACGUGGAUGUGACUAUCGCAUCUCCUUCCAUCGCACGCCGCACCCGUGGCUGGCGUGUUCUUGAGGGGGCGGAGACGCUUUCGGACCAUCGAUACGUCCGAUUUGAGCUCUCUGCCUCCUCUCGCUCUGCGUCAGCUAUGGUCGCCCGUGGUGAGGAGGAGCUCCCGCGUAGUACGCCUCGAUCAUUCCCCAGGUGGGCACUGAAGCGCCUGAAUAAGGAGCUCCUGGUGGAGGCGGCUGCAGUGGCUGCGUGGGCACCCGUGCCCGCGAGCCCUGUGGAUGUGGAGUCGGAGGCUGACUGGUUCCGGGGAACGAUGUGUCGGACUUGCGAUGCAGCGAUGCCCCGGGUAGGUGGCCACGCUCCGCGUGGCGGUGCGUACUGGUGGUCACCCAAUAUCGCGCAACUCCGUGAGGAGUGCGUGCGGGCGCGCCGCCGGAGCGCUCGCCACCGCCGCCGCCGUCUUCGCGAUGACGACUUUGCGGAGGCGGCGGACCGGCUGCACGCCGACUGCCGUCAAAAGCAAGAGGCGUUGCGGCUGGCCAUCGGUGAGGCCAAAUCUCAGGGCAUGCAGACGCUCCUGGAGACGCUCGAUCAGGAUCCCUGGGGGCGCCCAUACAAAACUGUCCGCAAGAAAUUGCGGCCGUGGGCUCCCCCGAUGACCGAGCGACUCCAGCCUCGGCAGCUGCGGGAAAUAGUUUCUGCGCUGUUCCCGCAGGGAGAGGGGACUUUUCAGCCCCCUUUCAUGGGCACGCCACCACGUCACGAUGGUGGUGAUGCCCCUGCCGACGUGCCCCCUCCGAAGAUUUCGGGGGCAGAGAUCCGUGCGGCCGUGUCAAAGAUGAGGAGGAAGGACGCGGCCCCCGGCCCUGAUGGUAUUCACGGCCGGGUCUGGGAUUUGGUCUUCGGUGCUCUGGGGGACCGGCUUGUGCGACUUUUCGAAGCUUGCCUUGAGUCGGGACGGUUUCCGACCCAGUGGAAGACGGGCAGACUCGUCCUUUUGAGGAAGGAGGGGCGCCCGGCGGACUCACCCGCGGGGUACCGCCCCAUUGUGUUGCUGGACGAGGCGGGAAAAUUGUUGGAGUCUGACACCGAUACUCAUUCCCCGGGGCACGUCCGGAAUAUCGCGAGCGGAGAUGAAGCUCACGGCGUAGGAGUUGGAUACAAAUUUAGGUCAAUGGCUUCCAACUCAUCAACGGUGUUCCAUGGAGUUGCAGAUGUUCUACGCGUACGAAAUAAAAGGGAUAUUCCUUCGAACAUUUUGAUGACCCAACAUUUCAGUGGACAGAUCGUUACGCCCGGUGAUGACGUAAGCCUUCAAUGUACAGCUACAGCAGAAAGACCACCUAGAUUCAUUUGGGAAAGGGACGGUGUGACGAUCACAUCAAAUACUGAUCAAAGGUACACUCUUGGUCAAAUGAUGUCUGGAGUUGGAGUGGUGUCACAAGUGAACAUCACGCGCUCAAGAGUCGAAGACGGCGGGGUCUACUCUUGCACUGCUUUAGAAGGAGACACGAAGAUAACGCAUUCAGCUCGUAUUGAUGUCUACGGACCGCCGUAUAUUCGGUCUCUACCACCGAUAAAAGUACAGAGCGGAGAAUCUUUGAAGUUAAGAUGUCCCUACUAUGGAUACCCUAUCAGCAAACUUGAAUGGGAGCAUAAAGGCGUGAAACUGAGUUCGACUGCUUUACCACAGCACGUUCGUUACAAACGUACCUUUACCACCGGCAAGAGAAGAAGAAGAAAACGACAGCUAUUCGAAAGAGAUGAAAACGGAGUACUGAAUUUACCUAAAGUCGUCAAGGAGGAGAACGGGGAUACAUACACUUGCGUCGUGUAUAGUCCUUCGGGAGAAAUGGCUAGAAGAUCUUUCGAGAUUCAAGUUGUAGAAGCACCGGAAUUGGACGAACUAAGGGUCGGAUCUGGACUGAAAGAAGGUCAAAUAGUACAGAUAACGUGCAACAUCGUCAGUGGAGAUCCGCCGAUCUACUUCUCCUGGCUGAAGGAUGGGAAGAAGAUACCUCCUAGUUUGAAAAUCACAGAAAGGAGUUCUGAGCUAUUCAGCGUGCUUAUUAUAAAACGGGUAGCUUUGGAACACUGUGGAAAGUAUACGUGCAUCGCCACCAAUCACGUGGGGAAGGUGAACCAAACCACGGACCUGUACAUCAGUGUGGCGCCAAAGUGGGUGGACGAGCCAACGAAUACAUCCUUGCUAUUAGGCCAAAGAGGCAUGGUCUAUUGCAAUGCGAAUGGAUAUCCAACCCCGCAAAUACAUUGGAUGAAAAGAGACGCGACCCUUGGUAUUUGGAGGCCAGUUUUAGAUUUAGCUGGUGGUGGAGUGAUCAGCUAUCCCAACGGUACUCUUAUCAUUGAGGUUGUCUCUCUGUCAGAUGAAGGCCUGUACGCUUGUAAUGUGGAGAACGGUGUGGGAGAAGCAUUGAACAAGAAAUUGUGGAUUAGCGUUAACAAACCAGUCCACUUUGAAUCUUUAGGAGCUAAUUUGACGACAAAGGCAGGGCUUCCGGUGACCAUUUCUUGUCGUCCACUCGGAGACAGUCCUAUUAGAGUCAAAUGGAGUUUGGACGGCAAACCUUUGGAUUUUCCAUCGUCAAGAAUAACAAUCUCCGAGACGAAUACGCAUAAUGGGCUGAGCAGUGUCCUAAAUAUUAACUACGUGGAGAGUCGUGAUCGGGGCUACUACGAAUGCCGAGCUAGUAAUCCUUACGGCGUCGCUGCUUAUAAUGUGAGGCUUAAUAUUCUAGAGCCACCAUCGUCUCCGGUGGAAUUGCAAUUAGAUCACGUGUCUGGUAGCACAGCCAAAUUGUCUUGGAGGGACACGAUCAUUGCGCACGUGGAGUACUACACUAUCCAGUUUACUAACAACGACUUCAUGAUGUGGGAUUCAGCUAAGACCGUUAAUGUUACCAGAGAAGAUGGCCUCAUUCGUCAGACUGUGGAGCUUACUGAACUUCAACCGUUUACGGAGUACCGGGUGAGGGUUGCAGCUGGAAACCAAGUAGAUUUGAGUUCUUACACGCAACCCAUUCAUUUCACGACGCAGCAAGAAGCGCCCUCGUCAGCUCCCAUGGGAGUACAAGUGCAACAGUCUGAUUCUCCUGGAGAACUAAUGAUUCGUUGGCAGUCACCGCCCCGGGACACACAUAAUGGACCUUUACAGGGAUAUCACGUAAAGGCCGUGCCAUUUAUUAGCGGGGAUUCAGCUCCGAAUGAGUCUCAAACGAAAAUGAUAAAAGUAAUCGCAAGGAACGGCAAACAGGAAACAGUUCUGGGUGAUCUACUCAAAAACGUGAGGUACGGAGUUUCAGUGAGUGCUUUUAAUUCAGCAGGGAACGGACCAUUCUCUGUGCCAGUCUAUCAAACGACUAGAGAAGGAGCGCCAGAACAAGCUCCAUCUGGUGUGGAAUGCAGAGGAGUUUCAUCCACGUCAUUGAGAGUCAGCUGGCAACAGAUAAAUUCACGUGGAAGUUCUUUACUCGGCUAUUUCGUGUACUACAGUACUGAAGAUGGUUUGUGGUCGAACACAAGCACACCGCACACGGAAUUGUAUAUCCAGGGAUUGUUGAAAUACACGAAUUACUCAGUGAAAGUGGCAGGAUUCUCUAACUACGGACUGGGACCAUUCUCUUAUCCGAUCAUUUGUAUUACGCUACAGGAUGUUCCCGGACCCCCUCCAUUGAUUAAAGUACUGGUAUCGUCAUCCACAUCCUUGCUCGUCAGCUGGAAGAGGCCAGAGCAACCGAAUGGCGAGAUCACGCAUUACACUGUUCACGUUAAGCCAGUUUCCAGUACCAAUGCUCCGCAGAGUUAUAGGGUGGAUGCGACACACGAAUCCACUCUGACACGAGAGUCAUCCUAUUCUAUAACUGGACUGAUCACUGGGAGACAGUACGAGGUGUUCGUUCGUGCCCAUACAACGGCAGGGGAAGGAACUCCGAGUAGGAGAGUCCAUGCUGAUUUAUCUGCUAAAGUGGUAGCAGGAGUCUCAUCACUGGGUGGCUGGGUAGCGGCAGGCGCGGGGAGCUCUGUGCUGUUGGCGUGCACGUGUGUGGGCGUACCGGCACCACGUACCGUGUGGUACAGACACCACCACAUCAUAACCCAUCAUCCCAGAUACACGAGAAACCACGAUGACAGCUUACUCAUUAACAAUAUCGACCAAACUCUAAGUGGCAACUACACAUGCCUAGCGAAAAAUCUAUACGGCUCUGAUUCCGUUUCGUAUGAAGUGACAGUACUACCGACGCCAGAGCCUCCGACCUUAAGGAUUACAGCGCACAAGGAUUCUCUACAAUUACAAUGGGAUCCUCCUAGAAAAAUAGCGGGAAAAGCGCAGAAAAUCAGUUACAACUUGACAUGGAAAGAAGCCGACGGUUCCUGGCAGGACGCUUGGUCCAGUCGCGGGACGACGCUGCAAGGGAUACAAGAGUACACAUUACAAGGACUAAAGUGCGGUACCAAGUACUCUCUGAGGAUCACCGCUGCUAAUAGCGUUGGGUCUUCACAGCCGGCCUACUUUGACGCCAGUACUUUGGGUGGUGUGCCUAUUGCUCCAUCAAGCACCGAAUGGUUUUGGAGCAAUGCUACCCACAUAUACAUACAGCUCAGUGGUUGGGAUGACAACGGCUGCGAGAUCACAAGAUUCGAAGUCGAUUACCGGGAGUACGGAUCGAAGAGUUGGAGACGGGUGGAUACUGGAAUUCCUCCCAUAGAACAACAAUGGAAUUACAUGUCCUCGAUACUAAAUCAGCCGAACUCAUUCGUGAUCGGAGAUUUGAACGCCGCCCAGUGGUACCAGAUUCGGGUUUCCGUCGAGAACUCAGCGGGAGUUGCCACUUCGAUUUAUAAUUAUGCGACUUCUACAUUGUUCGGUGAGACAAUCGGCCCUCCUUCAGAAUACUUUGACAUUAACAUGUUAGUAAUCAUAUGCAGUUCUAUUCUGCUGAUUAUAUGCUCAAUAACAUGCGUUUAUAUUCUGGUAAAGAGGCAUAAUCAUAACAAUAUGACAGAAUAUCGGAAUUCCCUAACGGUUGAAUCUAAGUCGGAGCGUAGUGAUGUGCCAGCGAAUACUCCUCAGAGCGUACCUUCGGAUAUCAACAACAGAGUGUACAGUACGCCGGUACAUUUGACUGCCGAUACUAAGCACGAACUAUACGAGAUAAGUCCUUACGCACAGUUUGCGUUGGGCUUCAGAACCUUUGGCCACGUGGAAAAUCAAGAAGUACCGAGCAGAAUUCAUUUGCCGAGUAACAGCAAGUCAAGAUAUGAUACUGAAACCAGCUUCCAAAUGAGAUCGGAGUCAGAAGAGAGCGAUUGCAUCUCGAGGACGACAACUUUGAAGAGUGCUCCUAGAAAGGCUUGCCGAAUACCACACCACAGGUAGCUGCAGUAUCGAAACGAAAUCAAAUGUUCUAGUCCUAAUCAUUGAAAGGUUGUGUUCAUAUCAUUACCUCUAAGUGUUUUAUUGUAAUUUCAAUAUUUUUUAAAUUGAUAAUAGUACA
Bombyx mandarina (wild silkworm) is the source of this 6124-nucleotide messenger RNA. RefSeq names its product cell adhesion molecule Dscam2. Gene Ontology annotation, molecular function: protein binding. NCBI's taxonomy places the organism in Eukaryota, Metazoa, Arthropoda, Insecta, Lepidoptera, Bombycidae. The record is from RefSeq and is a predicted model, not a curated record.